Molecule: messenger RNA, 994 nt
Organism: Aspergillus steynii IBT 23096
Lineage: Eukaryota; Fungi; Ascomycota; Eurotiomycetes; Eurotiales; Aspergillaceae
Exons: 4
Coding region: 49-951 (300 amino acids)
Source: RefSeq, a predicted model, not a curated record
CAUCAAUUCAAUCCAAAUUCCGAGUAAUCUACCAAAGACAUAAUCAACAUGAUAUUUCACGACUUGGAUGUUUAUCCGCUGGAUGAAAACAGCAGCAAUUUCGUAAACACUCAAAAUCCAGUUAGGGCUAGUACUGCGGACAGUGAAAAGCUCUGGCAGCCACUCGCUAAGCCAGACCUUAUUCUCCCAAGCCAUCUUGAUACGAUUCUCGAGGACUACAUGGUAGCAUUUGACGGCGACCAGAUGAAUCCGGGCCUGAUUAGUUCCCGGGUUGAUGCUAUCCUCCUGUCUAUUGUUGCCGCUGCUAAAAGCAAACACCCCGGAGACAGCAGUGGUUUGUAUCCUAAGGAUGAUAUACUUCUGUCUAUUGGAGAGACCUUGACUACACGUGACACAUUUGACACGGAGCAACACUAUUUCAGAUGCCUAUCUGAUGCGACUUUAUGGUACGGCGAGACGAAGGUGUUCGAGGCGAAUCUUAUCGUUCGUAAAACAUCAGGCCCCGUCGACGGAGGCAGCGUGACAAUUCCCGGAGCUCUAUUAAUGAUGCUUUACGGUCGAAGGCUUCUGGAAAUAUUCGAAAAUCCAGAAGUAUUGGACAUUCCGGAAGGAUUGCCCAAUUCGCAAGGAUGUGGCAUGUAUGGGAUUGUUACGGACAGCUACAAGUGGCAUUUUCUAUGGGUGCAUAAUGGCUACCAUUCAGGAGUGAAGUACUUUCAAGCAACAUUUGACUGGACAAAGGAGAAUGAACGCCAGCGCAUUAUAAAUCACGUUCGUGACAUUGUGGACCAUGCAAUCUCCUUGGCCGGUCCCAAGGCUAAGUGUUCAAAUACUGCGAAGUAUACUGCGAGUGUAGUGAUAGGAUGCUUGAUCUGGGAUGAAUAUAGGGUGGAUAAAUCAGCUACUUUUGAUUAUAAUCGGAUCAUCGGGGAAUGUGAUGUGAAUUGUUGAAGCCUCUGCUGGUUAUUGCUAUUGUUUUCCAGGGCAUAUUCUC